Suncus etruscus (white-toothed pygmy shrew) is the source of this 554-nucleotide messenger RNA. RefSeq names its product acyl-CoA thioesterase 13 (gene ACOT13). NCBI's taxonomy places the organism in Eukaryota, Metazoa, Chordata, Mammalia, Eulipotyphla, Soricidae. Bases 63 to 497 code for a protein of 144 amino acids. The transcript has 3 exons. Gene Ontology annotation, molecular function: fatty acyl-CoA hydrolase activity. The record is from RefSeq and is a predicted model, not a curated record.
UCCUUGCAUCAAGGACUUGAUCCCUCCUGGGCUGGGAUCGGCCGCUCGCGAAACGGUGCACGAUGAGCACUGUAACCAAGAGCAUGAUGGAGGUGCUGAAGGCCAUGAAGGGCGUCAGCGGUUUUGACCGAGUUUUGGACAAGGUGACGCUUGUCUCUGCUGCUCCUGGGAAGGUGGUCUGUGAAAUGAAAAUAGAAGAGGAGCACACUAACAGAAUGGGCACCCUCCACGGUGGUUUGACUGCCACGCUGGUGGACAGCAUAUCCACUAUGGCCCUGCUGUGCACAGAAGUGGGGAUACCUGGAGUGAGCACUGAUAUGAACAUAACGUACAUGUCUCCUGCUAAGCUUGGAGAUGAUAUUGUGAUUACAGCAUAUAUUCUAAAGCAAGGGAAAACACUUGCAUUCGCCUCUGUGGAUCUGACCAACAAGGCCAAUGGGAAAAUGAUAGCACAAGGAAGACACACAAAACACGUGGGCACCAGACAAGCGCUUUGAAGCUCCCUGGUGGCCUAGAGACCCAUGAUGGAUGCCUUCGACUCAACAGAUGUUUUU